AUGAAAAACUUAAACAAAAGUAAUCAUCAAAAAAAUGAAAUUGCACAAAGUGAAAAAUUAUUACGUGAUCUUGACUUGUAUUAAAAAAUAUUUCUAUAAACAAAAUAUGAAAAUAAAAAAUAACAAUCUAUAUCGAUCAGAAGGCUUUUGCCAAAUAAAUAAUUUUCGUAGCAUUAAUAACAAUCAUAAUAAUUAUUUAGUCAUCCAAGUCUUUAAUGUUUUAAUACUUAACUUGAUUAAGAAACUAGCUAUUCUCAUCAUUAAAAAUAAGUAUAAUAUCAAUAUACUUUAGGAAAAAAGAAGAAAAAAAAUUGCCAUCUCUAUGAUUGAUUGCACUAAAAUUUUUUAAAUUUCCAAUAAAACCUAAUAUUAACCACAAAACAAACCUCUAUAGUCGUUAAUGCAAAAGAUUGUCAUUGUAAACCAUCAAGGUAGACCAUAAACCUAUUAUAUGAAAUGA
Molecule: messenger RNA, 460 nt
Organism: Paramecium sonneborni
Lineage: Eukaryota; Ciliophora; Oligohymenophorea; Peniculida; Parameciidae
Source: the annotation of a GenBank genome assembly